Molecule: messenger RNA, 588 nt
Organism: Alternaria infectoria
Lineage: Eukaryota; Fungi; Ascomycota; Dothideomycetes; Pleosporales; Pleosporaceae
Exons: 2
Coding region: 1-588 (195 amino acids)
Source: RefSeq, a predicted model, not a curated record
AUGAUGCAGCAUGUCGUCCCAAGAGACCCUUCGUUCAUCGAGAGCCGCAGCGACGUAUCUGUAGUCAAACGUUUCCAAGACCUCUUCCGUCGAGUUCCCAUCAUCGAAGCGCUUCCCGAAGUGUCGACGUACGAUGUAUUUGUCGAGAGCCGUAGUGAAGAUUUGACAUCAGAGGACGAUGAAGACGACUUGGAUGAUGGAACAGACUCAUUGGAAGCCGAGGAUAGCCUGGAAGAGAGAGGCAUUCGAGGACACGGUGCCAACCCAAGGGGUAUUCGUGGAAAGGGCGCCAACCCAAGAAGCAUCAACGCGAGAGGCAUCCGUGGGAAAGGUGCCAACCCGAGGGGUAUCCGUGGACAUGGCGCCAACCCAAGAGGUAUCCGUGGGAAGGGUGCUAAUCCAAGGAGCAUCAGUGCUCGAGGCAUUCGUGGAAAGGGUGCCAACCCAAGAGGCAUUCGCGGAAGUGGUGCCAACCCAAGGGGUAUCCGUGGACAUGGUGCCAACCCAAGAGGUAUUCGUGGACAUGGUGCCAAUCCGAAGAGAUCCAUCAUUGAGCGAGGAAUCGAAGCACUUUUCGGAAGUUGGUGA